This is a messenger RNA of Physcomitrium patens, 964 nucleotides long. RefSeq lists its product as uncharacterized. NCBI's taxonomy places the organism in Eukaryota, Viridiplantae, Streptophyta, Bryopsida, Funariales, Funariaceae. Gene Ontology annotation, cellular component: chloroplast stroma. Gene Ontology annotation, biological process: iron-sulfur cluster assembly. Gene Ontology annotation, molecular function: iron-sulfur cluster binding; protein-macromolecule adaptor activity. The record is from RefSeq and is a predicted model, not a curated record.
CUCCGCGAGAUUGCAUAUUGUCGUGAAUUUUCUGUAGUGGAUUUGGAGCAUGAGAAUUGGUCGUGGCGGCAGAAGGAGAAGAAUUAGGAGAGGCUGAGACGGAGCUGAAGUAGAAGUGGGUGAAGCCGCGGAGAUUGUUGGAGAUGGCGGCGAUGUUGGCACAAACGGUGAUGGCGAGCACUUGGGCUUCUUCUUCUUCUUCUCCUUCGCACUUGGGCGUCGCGAUGAUUGCCCCGUCCCGACUUGCCGUGUGUGGAGUGAAAGCGGUCUCCCCUGUAUUGGUCACCACAAGGGCGCCGCACAAGAGGAAAUCAUUCGUUGUGCGAGCGGCGGACCUGACGGCGGAAUCACCAUCGGGCGUGGCGCCUGCGAUUACGCUCACAGAAAAAGCAUUGAGUCACCUGACGAAACUAAGGGCCAGCCAAGACAAUAAAUUGUGCUUGCGUGUUGGAGUUCGACAGGGCGGUUGUUCCGGCAUGUCGUAUAUCAUGGAUUUUGAAGAGAUUUCCAAUGUUCGAUCCGACGAUUCUGUGAUCGAGUACGAGGGUUUUAAAAUGGUGUGUGAUCCGAAGAGCCUGUUGUUCCUGUAUGGGAUGCAGUUGGACUACAGCGAUGCUCUGAUUGGAGGCGGCUUCUCCUUCAGUAAUCCAAAUGCCUCUUCAACUUGUGGUUGUGGGAAAUCAUUUGCCGCUUAGACCACUGUAUUCGUAAUACGUAGAACUUAGGUACAUCUCUUUAGCAUCAUCACGAGAUAUAUUUAUGGGACGUGUAGAUUUUAGAUAGAUUAAGCUCUCUCUUCUUUGCAUGGGAAUAUGCACAGAGGGUGUAUCAUGUGACGUGAAGUUUUCUUCUUUCUUUCCUACCAGCAGUCUUUUGGAUUACAAAACCUUUCAAUUAUUGAAUUGCAUGUGCUCAUUUAAGAGGCCGAUUCAAUCACACGCGCAAGCGGCAUAUAUUGAACAAG